Acanthochromis polyacanthus (spiny chromis) is the source of this 2012-nucleotide messenger RNA. RefSeq names its product isocitrate dehydrogenase (NAD(+)) 3 non-catalytic subunit gamma (gene idh3g). Gene Ontology annotation, cellular component: mitochondrion. Lineage: Eukaryota; Metazoa; Chordata; Actinopteri; Pomacentridae. Bases 63 to 1253 code for a protein of 396 amino acids. Gene Ontology annotation, molecular function: magnesium ion binding; oxidoreductase activity, acting on the CH-OH group of donors, NAD or NADP as acceptor; NAD binding. Gene Ontology annotation, biological process: tricarboxylic acid cycle; isocitrate metabolic process. The transcript is spliced from 13 exons. The record is from RefSeq and is a predicted model, not a curated record.
AUAGUCAUUGCGCGGGCACGGCACUUCCUGCUCGUGCACGCGACUCCUGCCUCCCUCUCAAGAUGGCUGCCCACAGCGCUGUUCUGUCCGUGUCCAAAAUCAUUAAUCCUUUCUGGGGUGGACGCCUUGGAAAUACGGUUAAAGUAUUUGGAACAACUCUGACCAGCCACAGGAAUAAGACACAGCUAACUGGAGAAAACAUACCCCCUCCUGCAAAGUAUGGAGGCAGACACACUGUGACCCUCAUACCUGGAGAUGGAAUUGGUCCAGAGCUUCUCAAUCACGUCAGAGAGGUUUUCAGGUUCAGCUGUGUGCCCGUGGACUUCGAGGUGGUUCAUGUCAACUCUGCUUUGGAGACGGAGGAAGAUAUCAACAAUGCCAUCACUGCGAUCCGCCGUAAUGGAGUUGCCCUCAAAGGUAACAUAGAAACCAAACAUACCAUGCCGCCAUCUGUCAAAUCCAGGAAUAAUCUCUUGCGCACGAGUUUAGACCUGUACGCCAACGUGAUGCACUGUCAGUCCCUCCCCGGAGUCCAGACUCGCCACCAGAACAUUGACAUCAUGAUCAUCAGGGAGAACACAGAGGGAGAGUACAGCAGUCUGGAGCAUGAGAAUGUGCCCGGUGUAGUGGAGAGUCUGAAGAUCAUCACCAGGAACAAUUCCCUCAGGAUCGCUGAGUAUGCCUUCCGACUGGCCAGGGAGAAAGGUCGCCGUCGAGUCACUGCCGUACACAAGGCUAACAUCAUGAAGCUUGGUGAUGGCUUGUUUCUGCAGUGUUGCAGAGAAGUGGCCUCGGGUUACCCAGACAUCACCUUUGACAGCAUGAUUGUGGACAACACCACCAUGCAGCUGGUGUCCAAACCUCAGCAGUUUGAUGUGAUGGUGAUGCCUAAUCUGUAUGGGAAUGUGGUUAGCAAUGUGUGCGCUGGCCUGGUGGGAGGGCCUGGCCUUGUUCCUGGAGCCAAUUAUGGCCGUGACUAUGCUGUUUUUGAAACGGCCACGAGGAACACGGGAAAAAGCAUUGCAGAAAAGAACAUUGCAAACCCCACUGCUAUGCUGCUAGCCGGCUGCAUGAUGCUGGAUCACCUUAAGCUUCACGAUUACGCAAGUUCAAUCCGGAAUGCGGUCUUCACCACAAUGAACGAAAACAGGUUGCACACAGCUGAUCUCGGGGGCCAGGGCACCACAUCAGAGGUGGUUCAGUCUGUCAUGAGGAUCAUUCAGAGUAAAGGACAGCUCACUGCAGAGCUCUGAACAACCACACGGUUAUCGGUGGAGUGAGUUUAAACAGGUGUCUGCACCCGGUACAGGUGUACAGGAUGUAGGAGAUGUCCAUGCAUGUCUGCUGCCAUAAGGUCCUUUUUUUUUGUUCACACGGCCUACUGACCCGGGAACUGUACCAACAGCCUUUUAUCCACACCUGUGUGUUUCACGCAUAGUAAUGCCCCAUAAAAACACUCAAUUUGUUUACUUUUGAUAAAGUUCCAUUAUCACUCUUGCUACAGAAAUGGUGAGGUUCAUACAGUUAAAAAUCCACAUCCUUGCAAUUAGAAAAUCUGAUUUCCAGUUUGUCACCAAACACACGUUGAGGUGAAAAAUACUGAUCAUAUGCAAAUCUGGGCAUGCAUUGACGUCAACAUUCUUCACUGUGGGUUAUUUAUUUUUCAGAUUCUGAUUUUGAUACAGCCUUUCAGUCAACUAAAAUGUGCAAUGUUUGUUUAACUGCUUAACUUUGUUUGUCAUACUGUAACUUAAACAUUAAGCUGCCUUGUAGAUGCUGUUAUGUCCUGAACAUUCACAUCAUGUUAAGUGUACUUCUCUGUUGUCAGAUCAGGGGUACAUCAGGUAAUUUCUGCCAAAGCUGGACAAUAUCACACGGUUAGACUGUUGUCUUUAAGUCUUAACCCGGCAAGUGCUCUUAAAGGCUGCUACGGAAAAACGGUUACAUUGUGUUUGUUGGCGGGCACUUAUACUGUAUAUCAUAUUAUCAAUAAAGGAAUAAUCUACUUCAAA